UCAUACAAACCUCAGUUCUCAGUGGCCGUGCUGAGCAGAGGAAGAAGGGCCUGCGAGAGGUGGUGGGGGUUCGACAAGAACCGUCCGAUCGGGCCAGCUCCUGCUCUGCUCCUGCCCAUCCAGGCCUCCCGGGCCCUCACACAGCCGAUCAUGGACGCCUUCGGCCGGUUUGGUGGCUCCUCGCUGUACGAGGAGCCGGAGCUCUCGUACCAGCUUUCUGUUUCUUUAGACCCACAGCUGUUCAAACCCAUUGAUGGCAUAGAAAUGUCCCCUGAGCGCCCCCUUGUGUCUCCAGAGCCACAAUACAUCUCUGUACCACAGUACAAUCCACAACCACUCUACAUCCCACGACCCCCAGCUGUGAGGAGCCCAAUGGAGGAGACCUGCCAAGAUGAAGUCUGUGCAGAGGAGGAGGAGGCAGAGGAGGAGGAGGUGGUGGUGGAGGAGGAGGAGGUGGUGGAGAGGAUCCCUCACGUGCAGAUGAGUCCUCUCCCAUUGGCCGCCCCCCCAGAACCCCCAAAGUACAGCUGUGAUGUAUGCGGCCGCUCCUUUCCCAGCGGCGGCGGACUCAAGCGUCACUCCCGCACGCACACAGGUGAGCGGCCCUUCGUCUGCUCCAUCUGCGGCCGCGGCUUCAACCAGAUCGGAAACCUCAAAACACACUACAAAGUCCAUCUGGGUAAGAAAGCCUCCGUAGACUUUGGCAGCGUGAGUGCCAUCAUGAACAUGUCUGCGCUCCCGAAGCCCUCCCCUCCCACACCCAAGCCCCCACACACACCCUCCACUCUGGACGCAGAGAUCUUCUUCUGCCGCCGCUGCUCCAUCGAGUUCGAGGAAAAGGACCAACUGGAAGCACACAUGAGGAUCCACAUCAAGCCCAAGCCCUAUUCCUGCCCGGACUGCGGCAAGAAGUUCAUCACAGAAAAGUAUGUGGCGGUACACCGGAGGAUCCACACGGGCGAGCGGCCGUACCAGUGCUCCGAGUGUGACCACGCCUUCACUACCAUGAACAACCUGAAGACCCACAUGACCCUGCACACCGGGGAGAGGCCCUUCAGCUGCUCCUUCUGUGACAAGAGCUUUCGGGUAAAGACCCAUCUGAACAAGCACUAUGAGGUUCACCUGAAGACACGGCCGUACAUCUGCUCUGUGUGUGGGAAAGCCUACACCCGCGCCGAGGGCCUAACUGAGCACUUCAGGCUGCACACUGGAGAGAGGCCCUAUGUGUGCGCCCAGUGCGGCAAGAGCUUCAGCUACCGCCAGGGCCUGCUGCAACACAACCGCACCCACGCAGGCAAACGCAUGGGCCCACACCGCCAACUUGGCCGGCCCAAGGAGCAGCCCAGCCCUGACCGAAGUGGAAAGAUGGGUUCUGAAAAUCCCGAUGAGCACGGGCCGGCGAUCGACUUGGGUCAGGAUGAGCUACACGUCGGAGGUCUGAUCAACUCCGAUGGAGAAGAGAUGGACUUUAAUGAGCCCAAAGACGGCGGUGAGUCCAUGUUUCUCCAGGGCCAGGAUGAGCGGCCUCAGUCUGACACCCUGUGCCCUGUGUGUGGGAAAGACUUCCAGUACGCGUCCAAACUGCAGCGCCACCUCCGCACACACUCUGGAGAGAGGCCCUUCCCCUGCUCCUAUUGCGGCAAACCCUUCACUGAGAAGGGCCUGCUCAUGGUGCACGAGCGCCUGCACACGGGAGAGAAGCCCUUCCCCUGCAGCUUCUGUGACAAGAGGUUCACCAGUCAGGGGGAGAUGAAGCUCCAUGAGCGCACCCACACAGGGGAGCGGCCCUACAGCUGCCGUCUGUGUGUUAAGAGCUUCUCCAGGCACUGGCACCUGAAGAGUCACCUGGAGGCCAUGCAUGCCCACGUGGUGGAGGGCUUCAUCCGCAAGAAGUUUCCCUGCUCCCAGUGCGAUAAGAGCUGUAACUCUGCAGCCGAGCUCCGGGACCACCAGAGGACCCACACCGGGGAGCGCCCAUACCAGUGCUCCUUCUGUGACAAGGCCUUUGCUUUGGCAGGAACCUUGGUUCGACAUGAGCGUCUGCACACGGGCAUCACGCCGUACCACUGCACAGAGUGUGGGAAGACCUUCUCUCAGCAGUGGACCCUCACCACCCACAUGCGCACCCACAAUGGGGACCGGCCCUACAAAUGCUCCCACUGCGACAAGUCCUUUGUGACCCCCGGUGAGCUGCGCAGGCACAGCCACAUCCACUCGGACGACCGCCCACACGAGUGCCCUGAGUGUGGGAGGCACUUCAAACUGGCACAGACCCUCCGCAACCACAUCAGGACCUGCCACCGCAAGCCUGGCCAGGACAGUGCUCAGGAGAGGGGGCACAACUCAGGGCGACUCCCCACAACUGGAGGACCAACCGCUAACCGCAAAACUGCUAACCAGCCUACAGCUAACAGGGCUGCAUCUAACAGGGCUGCAGAUGUCCGUCCUACUGCUGCUGACCAGCCUCUCCACCGUCCAAGGGUUCCACAGACCCCCACUCCAGCACCAGGCCCCCCCCACACUGACCCCCAGAAUGAGGAGGAGUCCCUGGAGCACUUGGACCACAGCUCCAGCCCUGUCAGUGUGGUAGUGAAGGAGGAAGAGGAGGAGACGCCUCUCUGUGCUGUAGGAGCGUCCAGGAGGGAGGAGCAGCCCCAGAGGGACAAUCCACGUGAAGCUGUGAGGAAGCCUCCAAAGAAACGCAAAGUCAAGGUCCGAGUGAAGGAGGAGGAAGAGGAGCCUAUGAACUUGUCCUUGGUGAACUCUGCUAAAGUGAAAAGGGGGAGGUGCCCGGGCAUGCCCUCACAGCACGAGGAGCUGGAUGACCCGUCCAAGAGCCCGUUCUGCUGUGGUCUGUGUGGGCGAGACUGUCGGAAGAUGUCCGCUCUGCAGGUGCACAUGCGCAUCCACUCAGGAGAAAAGCCCUACUGCUGUUCCUACUGCGGCAAACAGUUCACCCAGAGAGGCCAGCUCACCGGGCACCUGAAGAUCCACACGGGGGAGCGGCCCUUCACCUGCCCCGACUGUGGAAAGAGCUUUGCUCACUCUGGAGCCAUGAACCGCCACCGGCUCACCCACACAGGAGAGAGGCCCUACCACUGCCAAGUGUGCCCACGCACCUUCAACCAGUCCGGCCGCCUGCGCGAGCACGAGAAGAUCCACAGUGGGGAGAAGUUUGACUGCCCACAGUGUGGUAAGACGUUCACGCGCGCAUCCAGCCUGAAGAACCACGUGCGCCUGCACACAGGGGAGCGGCCCUACAUGUGUGACCUCUGUGGAAUGGGCUUCACCCGCUCACAGAGCCUCCGCCUGCACCGCCGCAAGCACCUCGGCCUCCAGCCCAAAGAGGAGCCCGGAGAGCCCGACGAGCUGGAUGAGAGUAUGUUUGACGACUUCUACAGUGACCACAAUUCUCCCAUCAACAUGUGUAUAGCUGACCAACAGGACUGUGUCAACGGGAGGGUCAGUGAUGAGCAGAAGGACCAGUGGUUUAUAGGACACAAACUGUUUGAUUCAGCUCCUCCUCACACCUCCAACCUGAACCGCACGUAACACUGGGGCUGGCCUCCUACAUUCCUUUACCUCGGCUCCAUCUUCUACAGAGCUAUCCUCCUCUAGCUCUGCUACUUUUACUGCUACUGUUCUCCACACCUGUCUUUCACCUCUGGACCUCUACUCAGUCUUCUACACCCCUGUCCUCCUCUGGGCCUCUGCUCCAUCUUUUACACCCCUGUCCUCCUCUGGACCUCUGCUCCAUCUUUUACACCCCUGUCCUCCUCUGGACCUCUGCUCCAUCUUCUACUCCCCUGUCCUCCUCUGGACCUCUGCUCCAACUUCUACACCCCUGUCCUCCUCUGGACCUCUGCUCCAUCUUCUACUCCCCUGUCCUCCUCUGGACCUCUGCUCCAUCUUCUACUCCCCUGUCCUCCUCUGGACCUCUGCUCCAACUUCUACACCCCUGUCCUCCUCUGGACCUCUGCUCCAACUUCUACAGCCCUGUCCUCCUCUGGACCUCUGCUCCAACUUCUACACGCCUGUCCUCCUCUGGACCUCUGCUCCAACUUCUAUACCCCUGUCCUCUGGACCUGAGGACCAGGCUGUGCGCAGUGCGCCCAUCACUACCUAAAACUCAUAUUUAUUUGGUGCACAUGUGAAUACAGCAGGUUCUUCCCGGUCUCCUCCUCCUGGAUGAUGGAUGGAUCCUCUGUGUGUUCUCAGUUCAAUAGUGGAUUCACACUAUUUACUUUAUGUUCGUGCCCUUGAGGCAUCAGAAUGUCCAGUGAUGUGUUUACCUCUGCUGGUCACAGCACAUCUACUGGCCCAGCUGAUACACUACAAAUGAUGUAGUAAUAUCUUUUUUUUACUUUACUCAACACAGCAUUAAUGGCUGUAACAGGAACAGGAUACAACAUAGUUUUUCUACUAAACUGCAGGUUCAAAGCAGUGCUCUGGUGCAUAAACCAAUGUGUGGGCCUUACCACCACCUCCUCCUCAUUCUUGUUUCUGACAGUUUUAGAUUUCCAGUCCUUAGGUUCAUGCAGUAUAUGGCUGUGGAAGGUGACGUUCACUCACCAGUCUAACCAUGGAGACUUUUUUUUUUUUUUCUUUCAGUCUGAUCAGAACAAGACCAGAACAAUCUACCUGAAAUCACUUUUGACCAAUCAGUAUUUAGUCCCAGCAGAGCUUUUGUUGACGAUUCCGUUCACCUUUACAUGUAUAUACGUUCAGAUGUAUUCAAUGAUUAGAAUGAUGAAUAUGGGGCUUGUGAUGUCAGUGUAAGUCAUUUGUUUUCAUGUGUAAAAUGAUUACUGUAAGCAACACUCACUUUCAAUAAGUGCAAUUGAUAUUUGGGCUUUAAAGCGAGACUUUAGCAGACUGUUACCGUUAGCCAAAAUGUACAGUGUGAAAUGUCUUAAUAAUCAAUGUGUCUUGUGUCAGAACCCCCAGAUGUAGAGGACACCUGUUGUCAGUGCUGCCUCUAAAUGUGUACAUUUAUAUCCAAAGCUCUCCAGUAACCAUUUCAAUAAAACAUGAAAAUGGA
Messenger RNA from Boleophthalmus pectinirostris (great blue-spotted mudskipper), 5041 nucleotides. RefSeq names its product zinc finger protein 184-like. The transcript has 14 exons. Lineage: Eukaryota; Metazoa; Chordata; Actinopteri; Gobiiformes; Gobiidae. Bases 151 to 3552 code for a protein of 1133 amino acids. The record is from RefSeq and is a predicted model, not a curated record.